Molecule: messenger RNA, 2377 nt
Organism: Ictalurus furcatus (blue catfish)
Lineage: Eukaryota; Metazoa; Chordata; Actinopteri; Siluriformes; Ictaluridae
Gene: bcl10
Product: BCL10 immune signaling adaptor
Exons: 3
Coding region: 189-935 (248 amino acids)
Biological process (GO): adaptive immune response; positive regulation of extrinsic apoptotic signaling pathway; apoptotic process
Cellular component (GO): CBM complex; cytosol
Molecular function (GO): kinase activator activity; transcription coactivator activity; protein kinase B binding
Source: RefSeq, a predicted model, not a curated record
UGUGACGUCACUGCGCUCGAUAAGGAAGUGUGGAGAGAACUUCAUCUUUUCUCCUGUUUUAAUGAAGUUUAACUGUACGCUUAAGCGCUUCAGUCGGGACGGUUCUCUCGCAUCUUCAUGAGUCUUAUUUACUGUUUGGAAUUUACUGUUAAAAUUUAGAGCUGAUAGUUUAGAUCAGGUUGAGCAGAAUGGAGAUUCCUCACCUGACGGAAGACGAAAUGGCCGAAGUGAAAAAGAACGCUCUGGAGUCUCUUCGUCCAUACCUGGUAGAGAAGCUGAUUGCAGAGAGGCACUAUGAUUACCUGCGCUCGAAGAAGAUCUUGACACGAGAGGACGCAGAGGAGAUCAGCUGCAGGAGCACGCGCGGAAAACGCGCCGGUAAAUUACUUGACCUCAUCGCCGAGAACCCGCGAGGUCUGGACACACUAAUCGAGUCGAUCCAGCGCUGCGGAACACUUAACUUCAUCAUCGCCAAGAUCACUGACGAGGUGCAGCGGUGCAAGAACGAGAAGAUUGAGGCACUCCGAGCAGCAGGUGUGUCCAGCUCGACUAUGAAGGACACAUCUGGAGCCACUAACAACCUCUCAAAGGCAGACUUCUAUGAUUACGAUAAGUGCUCCACGGUUUGUCUCCACCCUGAUGGGGAACGAAGUCCCGCCUCUUCUGUGAUGAGCAGCUCUAUGAACCUAUCCUUCGCUGUGAAUCGGCAGAGGGGGCAGGACUGCAUUUCAGUUAGUGGCGUUGCUAGCUUAUCAACAUCAUCCAGCCUUCCCAAACCUGGUGAUCCUGGAGCCCCGCCUCUUCCUGAUGACAUCGCUGUGGAAGACCAGGAUGCAGAAGCCGGUGCUUGUGGGAGCACAGGAAGUAGCGGGGAUGCUAACUUCCUGCCACUGCGCUCCCGUUCCUUAAACCUGUCUGUUGACAAUGCACUCUAAGAAUCAAAAUACAAUGGCUAUGUUUCAGUCCUGUUUUUAACGUCGACUUCCCCGGUGUCUCUGUGCGCUUCACACACACACACACACACACGCGCAACUGCCAUGGUGUGAAAAUCAUUUUAUUUCUCUGGAAAUUUAAGUUACAUUCAAACAGAAGUUGUGAUUUGUAGAAGAUUGGGAAGGUUUGCCGCUUCACAGCUCUAGCGUCCCAGGUUUGAAUACUUCCACACAUUUCACAUUUCACACAUCCAAAAGAUGUUCAAAUGGGUGAACAUAUAGGUGAUUCUCAUCUAGGUUCUCCAGAUUGGCUAUGAUAAAUUGCCCAUAAGUUUGUGUGAGUAUGUGAAAGUGUGUGGGAGUAUGUGAAAGUGUGUGUGUGUGUGUGUGUGUGCGUGCAUGAUGCCCUGUGAUGGACUGAUGUCUGUGGUGAUUUGCACCUUGUAAGCCAGUGUUACCAGCAAUAGCUCUGACUCCGAUUGAACAGGACGCAGUGCUAGCUGAAGAUGAAUUAAUUUUAUUUCUGUUUAAACUUCAGCUUCUUCUACACUUAAUAAAAUGGCAGUAAGUUGUGUUUUCCUGAAAUCUAUAUUGAUGGCCAAGAGAAUUAGCCGAGGGGAAGUGUUAAAAACAGGAAUGAAACAUGGCUCCUGGUGCUGGCAUGGUGAUGGCAUGGUGACGGUGUUCCUCAGGGCUCCAUGUAAGGACCGGAUAAAUGUACAUGGACUCUUACAGAAGAAUAAUAGUACAUCAGUGAAAAAUAAAGUCUGUCAGGAAUAGCUGCAGAAACCAAAGCAAGUCUGCAGAAGAACAGAAGUCUCACAUUCUCCAGGAUGCUUAUAAAAACUGCCAGUUUGUGUACCUGAGACUACUGAUGCAUUUUUAAAGGCAAAGGGAAUUGAUUUUCUUCAUUCAAUACAUCAGUGUAUUGAAACAUACAUUAAACAGACUGCAGACAAACACCACCAUGACCCCUGCAUGAAAUGGAAACACAAAUAUUAUUCAAGCUUCUCAUGUAAUGAGUCAUUCCAACACGUUUUACAACCAGAUUUACAGCAGAUUGUUCAAUGAGUUCAACCUCUCCAAGAUGGUGGCUCCAUGGACCAUGUGUAAUUUAGCCUAAUGUGGUUUCUACCUUUUCAUAGCUAUGGUUUCUUUCAACUUAAAAUAUUACAUGACCAAUAACUUUUUUCCCAUUUUCACUCAGGUAUAUGUGACACCUGAAUAAUAAUUUGCUUAAAUUGUUGUCAGUUAAAAUACUGUUAAAAUGUUUUACACAGUGAUAAGUAUUUGUAAUUAUAUAUUGAAACUGAGACUUUUUAAAUGUAAUUUUUAUUAUUUUUAUGUCCUAUACAGUUUGUAUAGAUGAUAGCAGUUAAUGAGUAUUUGCUGUUUACAUUCAUGUUUAGCAGUUAUUAAAUAAAGGUUUAUUGUGCAUUGCUCCA